This is a messenger RNA of Sclerotinia trifoliorum, 4347 nucleotides long. The record is from the annotation of a GenBank genome assembly. Lineage: Eukaryota; Fungi; Ascomycota; Leotiomycetes; Helotiales; Sclerotiniaceae.
CACAAACCAUCCGAACCUUCACUCAACACAGACGUCCCAAAGCCUUUCAACGCUCGAGAUUCUUGAUUCUCAAUUCUCUUCUUAUUUCAUUGUUCGAUAAUGGAGUAGAUGAAUCAAGCCAUUUCAGAAUAUUUCAUACUAUUUACAUCUUCAUCUUAUAAUCUCUACCCUAUCAUUCCAUUCACUCAAAUCGAUUCUUCUCAAAUCAAUUACGUUGUAUAAUAAUUGUAUCACGAGGCUCAGUUCACCAGUUCUACUAUCAAAAUUACAGUCAGUCAGUACCCACCCACCACCUGCAUGACUCUUGAUCGCCAUCUGAGCUUCAACCUCAUUGUACCACCAGAACUUCUAAACUUCUAAACUUCUCAACCUCCAUACAAAUUCACCAAAUUUUUAAAAUUUAUCCCAUCCAAACUAUUCUUGCGCAAUAAUAUAAUUUCAUCAGUCAACACUCGAAAGACGUUUGAUAUUCACCAAUUUACCGAAAGAUCUUAAACUCGAUUCAUUGUCUGUCCAACCCUACGCCUCACUGAGAGCCUACUCGUAAAGAUGUUUGUUGCUUAAAUUCAGUCAAGUACCCACUUCGAGCACCUUCCCCCCAACAACGCCUUCUUCUUCCCUACCAGUCAGUACCUUGGAGGAUACCGAUACGGACCUCCACAAUCUUGGUCGACAACCAUCCUCGAGAGAUAAAACUCUAGAACCCUCGAAACCAUCAUAUUAUUGUACUACGAUGGAUGCCCAAGUUAUGUGGUAUCUUGAAACCGCUUUAUUUAUCAUCUAGAACUACGAUUGUUGAAGUGUGAAACCUGCGUGUGAGCAUUAUCUUUCUGCAAAUACCAGCGCAUCUUGCAUCUGCUGAGGCGACAGCGUGCUACGAUUCAACAUCUACGUCAACAAUUAUCAUAUAAUGCAUCAGCAUCCUCGGUCAUCACCUAUAACGGCCUCACCAGCCUCAUCGCCGCGAACAAAUCCAACUCGAACAAACAACCCUAGAGAAGAAAGUCGAACGGGUCAUUCGAGAUCAUUGUCCGAUAUGCCACAUUAUCAAGAGGUAGAUGAUGCUAGUGGAGAUGGUGGACCCAUGACUGCUACUGGCCCAAGUCGAGAAGCGGUCAAGAAGAUGGAUCAAAUCAUUCAAGUCAGUGAUGCUCUAUCAUCAUUCAUCCUCGACCUGCAUUUGAGACAAAACUAACGUGGAAACUCCCUCUAGAACUUCCAUACGAAAGCUGCGAUCAUCGUUCUAGGAUCUAGAGUAGGACUUCCUGUAGUCUUCACCAAAGAAGGAACCAAGAAAGUCAACAAAUGGGUAUGUUUUGGCGUCACUCUUUCAGUUGGAUGCUGUCAUGACUAACUUUUCCCUCCAAUAGUUUCAAAUCGAAACCGACGAUACCGAUGCAUAUCGAGAUGAGCUUCAUACUUGGCGAAUGUGCGGCGGCUUCCAGAAUCGACCACCGCCACUGAUAAUAGAAACAUAUCUUGAUACUUCACACUUAACGAGUAGUCAGAGAUUGGUUAUCGUGGAUGAUCUGGGGAAACGAUGGGAUGCUUUGGAUGCUUUAAGUAGUUCUUGUGGUUCGGAUGAUGGUCGUAGCGAAGUCAUACUAGAACGUUGGAGAAUUGAGCUCAGAGACAUUCCUGGGGAGCAGCCUUAUGAUUUUGGGUCUACAUUACCCACCAUCUACAAAAAGUGCAUUGUCUUCUUCCGCUCAUUAUAUUCAACAGCAAAACUUGUGCCAGCUUGGAAAUUCAAGAAGAGCCUAGGGAAGAAUGGAUCACCAACAAACUCAUUAAUUAUCAAUUGCCGUAUUACAACCGGUGAUACUCAACCACGUCGAAUCGAUGGCUUAAAGCAACCCAUAUUUGAUCAUAGUGGCCCAGUCACCUCAACUUACGUUCUUGGAACUACUGAUACUCCAGCUGGUCAAAUCUUUGCAGAAGUAACAUAUCGAAAUGAUUGUAACUUUCGUGUUGAUGAUUCCGAGUCUAUUCUCAGUUCGAGAUUUAUGGGUGCAGAUGAACAUUUUUUCACGCCUUCCUUGGCCGCUAAAGGAGAUUUAAAUCGACGAAGGUCAACAAAGCAAACGGGAAUUGGGUCACUUCCAGCACACAAGCACCUGACAGAUGAUUCUGGGCCGGUCCAAACAUAUGGAAGUUUAUCAACAUUCCAUGGAAAUGCCCCACCAAGAGGCUCAUCCCCCAUGUCCGCCUUGAGGGCUCAAAGACCCAUCGGGUCAGAUACAAGUUCUCCACCUGUAGGAUCUCUACCAUACUCACGACCAUUGCUCACAUCGAAAGCUUCUUUAAAGUCAUUUGAAGGUGUCGCGCUGGCGAGAAGACCAUCCUUGUCUUUUCAGCCAUUUAAGGCUGGCUCUCUGUCUUCCUCCCCUAGUCGUGCUACUUAUGCUGGCGAAACUCUACCUGCAUCUCCAGGAUCUCUGCCUAGAGUAUCAGGAAUCAGUGCACUUGCGCAAGCAAGAAAUCGUUCUUCUCUCACAGCUGGUAUGCCGGCUACUUUGAGAGGUGGUCCCGUGACUUCAGAUCAUGUUGUUCCAACAUCUGUCUCAAGCUCACCAAAACCUGCCCCGAUCGCCCGAUACAGCAGCAGCUUUACACAUCGUCGCAGCAGGCCAUCUUAUGGAGGAGCUAGCAAGUUAGUUGAUGACGAUCAAGGUAGCAGUGGCAAACAGAGUCUUUCAUCUUCUGUGCAGCCAGGUUCUGGCAUUCUUGCAGAAGCUGGAGCAGGAGGAAGUUCCGGAUCUUUACAAACCGACGAUGACAAUAUAUCCGAUUUCUUGAAACUUCUGGAUAGUAAGAAAACUUUGCAAAGCUUCGAGCCUUCCGGAGAAGCAUCAAAAAAAAGAGCCACUGCACAAUUAUCCAAAUUUCAAUCAAUGCGGGACUCACAUAAUGCUCUGACCGAUUCUAUGGCUUCUUCAAGUAUGCUUCAAAGAUCCUCAAGCUCUUCGAGUAGACAAUUGUCUAGUGUACCUCCCAUGGUUGCUGCCACCUCGAUCUCAGCAGCAUCCUCCCCAGGUAAACCCAUCUCGCCACACACUCCUCACACUCCAGCCAUACCUUCACGACUAAGUGCAAAUUCAAUAGCUGAGUAUGAUCAACCACGAAGGGUGACUCGACGAAGUAGGACCACAGAGGCAAGGUUGGAAGAUGUCCAAGAUAAUGAUCACUCGAAUGAUGCGGGUACAAAUGCCAUCGAUAUUCCUACCUCUCCACGACCUUAUUAUCCCCACGCUCGAAGAUCAAGUUCCGUCGCUCAGCAACACCGAGCACUAGCAAUUGAUGAUGAUUUGGGUGAUCUUCCAUUUGGAGUACAUAGAAGUAUUAGCUUAGGAGCCGAUGAUCGAGAGCCACCAAGCCUAAGUACCCUUUUGAAUAUAGGGCAAGCCUCGGAUGAUGUGGAAUCACCAACUGGACAAUCGCCAUCCCUGCUUCAACCAGCUCCUCGCAUCUCCGAAGGAUCUACUGCCAUGUCUCGUCAAGCCUCAUCAUCUUUGGAAGCUCAUGAUUCGGAAGUUCCUCAGCUUUCUCGAUUUAGUGGCCCAGGAUCUGCAAACUCACCAUAUCGACCACGUAUCGGUAAAACUGGUGGGCGCGGAGUUACUCCACCACAAACAGGUUCUUUCUCUAGUCUUCUAGUAGAUAGGGGAAGUGCGAGUGGCAGCGAAAGAGCCGGUGGCGGAAGAUAUAGCUUCAGUAGAGGUAUUGGGGCAUAUGAAGCAGAUGAUGAGCCACUUCUCUUCGAUAUGAGUGAAAUUGGGCGAGACAUCUCCCGAAGAAGCAUCGACGAACCUAGAGGGGGAUAUGAGGCAAGUAGAGGAGGUGAUUCUAGCUCAAGCAGUCGUAGAGGUAGCCGAUGGGGCAGGUAAUAUAUUCCAACAUACGAAACGAGUAUUGAGACAGGAUUCCAACUACGUUUCGAUAAUUGAUGCAUUACACGUCAUUUACGAUUAUAAGAUAUGCUGUAUAGUUUGGAGAUACAUAGCGAAUUGCGCCUUGAUUUAUUUUUAUUGCCAUUGGACGGAGUUGAGGUUCAAUUCUUUCAUCACAUUGUUUUUACCGAUUGCUUCUUUUUUGGGAUGGCAAACAGGACAUUGAUUUCCUUUAUUCUGGCGCGUCUCGUCUUGUAAUUAUUUAAGCUGAUGCUGAUGCUUCAAGGAAAGGGGAGGUUCGGUCAUAAAUUGAAUGGGCAGUUUAUUUCGGGAUGGGAUUGGAUUUGAUACCUUGGUGUUAUUAAGAUUUGAUGGAUAGGGUGGGAGGAAGGGAGGGAAUGGAUAGGGAGUGUGUGUAUGUGUGUAAGGCGAAUGAAAUACAUACAUCAAUAUUAAA